Nycticebus coucang (slow loris) is the source of this 5323-nucleotide messenger RNA. It is a transcript of the gene GNPTAB, whose product is annotated as N-acetylglucosamine-1-phosphate transferase subunits alpha and beta. The transcript has 21 exons. Gene Ontology annotation, biological process: carbohydrate phosphorylation; N-glycan processing to lysosome. Gene Ontology annotation, cellular component: Golgi apparatus. NCBI's taxonomy places the organism in Eukaryota, Metazoa, Chordata, Mammalia, Primates, Lorisidae. Bases 251 to 4009 code for a protein of 1252 amino acids. The record is from RefSeq and is a predicted model, not a curated record. Gene Ontology annotation, molecular function: UDP-N-acetylglucosamine-lysosomal-enzyme N-acetylglucosaminephosphotransferase activity; calcium ion binding.
CUGGAGGCGCCGGCCGCCUCGCGGGCCGCGGGUCCGCCUCCGCCGCGCCGAGGGCGUGGGCUGUCGGCUCCCGGAAGCGGCGGCCGCGCCGCGGAGCCGAGCGGGCGUCGGUCCCCGGAGCGGCAAUGCGCGGCGGUCGGAGGCUGUGACCUGAGCGCGGCGGCGCGGUGGAGACCUCUGCAUGGCGGCCCGUUGAGGCGGCGGUGGCGGCGGCGGCUCCUCCGGGCGCGGCGUGGCGGCGGCCGGGGUGAUGCUGCUCAAGCUCUUACAGAGACAGACCUAUACCUGCCUGUCCCACAGGUAUGGGCUCUACGUCUGUUUCGUGGGCGUCGUUGUCACCAUCGUCUCUGCCUUUCAGUUCGGAGAGGUGGUUCUGGAGUGGAGCCGAGAUCAAUACCAUGUUUUAUUUGAUUCCUAUAGAGACAAUGUUGCUGGAAAGUCCUUUCAGAAUCGGCUCUGCCUGCCCAUGCCGAUCGACGUGGUUUACACCUGGGUGAAUGGCACAGAUCUUGAACUUCUGAAGGAACUACAGCAGGUCAGAGAACAGAUGGAGGAGGAGCAGAAAGCAAUGAGAGAAAUCCUUGGGAAGAAUACAACGGAACCAACUAAGAAGAGUGAGAAGCUGGAAUGUUUGCUGACACACUGCAUUAAGGUGCCAAUGCUUAUCCUGGACCCAGCCCUGCCAGCCAACAUCACCCUGAAAGACCUGCCAUCUCUUUAUCCUUCUUUUCGUUCUGCUAGUGACAUAUUCAAUGUUGCAAAACCAAAAAACCCUUCCACUAAUGUCUCAGUUGUUGUUUUCGACAGUACUGCGGACGUGGAAGGUGCCUAUGCUGGACUAUUUAGAGGAAGCAGCAAACAGACAGUUUGGAGGGGCUACUUGACCACAGAUAAAGAAGUCCCUGGGCUAGUGCUAAUGCAAGACUUGGCUUUCCUGAGUGGAUUUCCACUGACAUUCAAGGAAACAAAUCAACUAAGAACAAAACUGCCAGAAAAUCUUUCUUCUAAAAUCAAACUGUUGCAGUUGUAUUCAGAGGCCAGUGUAGCACUACUAAAAUUGAACAACCCCAAGGAUUUCCAAGAACUGAAUAAACAAACUAAGAAGAACAUGACCAUUGAUGGAAAAGAACUGACCAUCAGUCCUGCGUAUUUAUUAUGGGAUCUGAGUGCCAUCAGCCAGUCUAAGCAGGAUGAAGACAUUUCUGCCAGUCGUUUUGAAGAUAAUGAAGAGCUGAGAUACUCACUGAGAUCUAUUGAGAGGCAUGCACCCUGGGUCCGGAAUAUUUUCAUUGUCACCAAUGGGCAGAUUCCAUCCUGGCUGAACCUUGACAAUCCUCGAGUGACAAUAGUAACGCACCAGGAUGUUUUUCGAAAUUUGAGCCACUUGCCUACCUUUAGUUCACCUGCAAUUGAAAGUCAUAUUCAUCGCAUCGAAGGGCUGUCCCAGAAGUUUAUUUACCUAAACGAUGAUGUCAUGUUUGGGAAGGAUGUCUGGCCAGAUGAUUUUUAUAGUCACUCCAAAGGUCAGAAGGUUUAUUUGACAUGGCCUGUGCCAAACUGUGCCGAGGGCUGCCCGGGUUCCUGGAUUAAAGAUGGCUAUUGUGACAAGGCUUGUAAUAAUUCAGCCUGUGAUUGGGAUGGUGGUGAUUGCACUGGCAACACUGGAGGAAGCCGCUAUAUCGCAGGAGGCGGGGGCACUGGAAGUAUUGGGGUCGGACAGCCCUGGCACUUUGGUGGAGGAAUAAAUGGUGUCUCUUACUGUAAUCAAGGAUGUGCAAAUUCUUGGCUCGCUGAUAAGUUCUGUGACCAAGCCUGCAAUGUCUUGGCCUGUGGGUUUGAUGCUGGAGACUGUGGGCAAGAUCAUUUUCAUGAAUUAUAUAAAGUAACUCUUCUUCCAAACCAGUCUCACUAUAUUAUUCCAAAAGGUGAAUGCCUGCCUUAUUUCAGCUUUGCAGAAAUAGCCAAAAGAGGAAUUGAAGGUGCCUAUAGUGACAAUCCAAUCAUUCGACAUGCUUCUAUUGCCAAUAAGUGGAAAACCAUCCACCUCAUUAUGCACAGUGGGAUGAAUGCAACCACUAUACACUUCAAUCUCACACUUCAAAAUAGAAAUGACGAAGAGUUCAAAAUCCAGAUAAUGGUAGAGGUGGAUACAAGGGAGGGAACAAAGCUGAAUUCUACGAUCCAGAAGGCUUCUGAAAAUUUGGCUAACCCCGUAACACUUCUUCCAGAGGUGGAAGCCCUUUUUGAGGAGGUUCCUGAAGAAAAACGUUUCCCAAAGGUAAAGAGACAUGAUGGUAGGACAAGGAGAUUCCAAGAGGAAGUGAAAAUUCCCACGGUAAAUACUUCACUCCUUCCAAAAGAGGUCCAGUUGAGUCUCAGUAACUUGGAUUUGCAACUGGAACGUGGGGACAUCACCUUGAAAGGAUACAAUUUGUCCAAGUCAGCCUUGCUGAGAUCAUUUGUGAUGAACUUACAGGAUGCUAAUGUAAAAAUAAAUCAAGGUAUAUUAACAGAUGAAACAAAAACCAGUUUGGCGGCCCUAUCAGAAAAACAGGUUCACAAAAGCAGCUUGCCAGACAACUUAGGAGCAUCUGACAGAUCACAGAAGUCAUCUUUUCCAGCAGUGACCAUAAAAGUGAAUGGUCACUACCAGAGUCAGAAUCCACUCCCAGACUUGGAGGCCAAAGCAAGAUUUAUAUCGGAAAGUCAGACCCAAAAAUUAGUAGGUGCAUUAAAAGAAAAACUCUCACCUCCGAUUGUUCCGCUAGAAAACCAUGUGAAAAAAGAAAAAAUCACAGGGAAAGAAGAAGAGAAAAACAGAAUGGGGGAAAAUGCUAAACAUCACAUAAGUGUUAAUCAAGUAUUACUUGGAAGAAAGCUGCAGCAUUACACAGGAACUUACCUGGGCUUCUUGCCUUGGGAGAAAAAGAAGUAUUUCCAAGAUCUCCUUGAUGAAGAAGAGUCUUUGAAGAAACAACUGGCAUAUUUUACCGAGAGCAAACAUACUGGGCGGCAACUAAAAGAUACUUUUGCAGAUUCCCUCCGAUAUGUAAAUAAAAUUCUAAAUAGCAAGUUCGGGUUCACAUCUCGGAAAGUCCCUGCUCACAUGCCUCACAUGAUUGACCGAGUCGUUAUGCAAGAACUGCAAGAUAUGUUCCCUGAAGAAUUUGACAAGACGUCAUUUCACAAAGUGCGACAUUCUGAAGAUAUGCAGUUUGCCUUCUCUUAUUUUUACUAUCUCAUGAGUGCAGUUCAGCCACUGAAUGUAUCUCAAGUCUUUGAUGAAGUAGAUACAGACCAAUCUGGUGUCUUGUCUGACAGAGAAAUACGAACACUGGCUACCAGAAUUCAUGAACUGCCUUUAAGUUUGCAGGAUUUGACAGGUCUGGAACACAUGUUAAUAAAUUGCUCAAAAAUGCUUCCUGCCAAUAUCACUCAGCUAAACAAUAUUCCACCGACUCAGGAAGCUUACUAUGAUCCCAAUCUGCCACCAGUCACUAAAAGUCUAGUAACCAACUGUAAACCAGUAACUGACAAAAUCCACAAAGCAUAUAAGGACAAAAACAAAUAUAGGUUUGAAAUUAUGGGAGAAGAAGAAAUUGCUUUUAAAAUGAUUCGUACCAAUGUUUCUCAUGUUGUUGGUCAGUUGGAUGACAUAAGAAAAAAUCCCAGGAAGUUUGUUUGCCUGAAUGACAACAUUGACCAUAAUCAUAAAGAUGCCCAGACAGUGAAGGCUGUUCUCAGGGACUUCUAUGAAUCCAUGUUCCCCAUUCCUUCCCAGUUUGAGCUGCCAAGAGAGUAUCGGAACCGUUUCCUUCACAUGCAUGAGCUUCAGGAAUGGAGGGCAUACCGAGACAAACUAAAGUUUUGGACCCAUUGUGUACUGGCAACAUUGAUAAUGUUUACUAUAUUCUCAUUUUUUGCUGAGCAGUUAAUCGCACUUAAGAGGAAGAUAUUUCCCAGGAGGAGGAUACCCAAAGAAGCUAGUCCCGAUCGAAUCAGGGUAUAGAAGAUCUUCAUUUGAAAAUCAUCUACCUCAGCAUUUACUGAGCAUUUUAAAACUCAGCAUCACAGAGAUAUCCUUGUGAUGUGUUGUUUAUUAGCCAUCUUGGCCUGAAGAAGGAUAACAUCCAGUACCAUGCUGUUUUGUGUCAUGAAUAUAACCCGUUGACCAGAAAUCAUACAGCUACCAUGCUGAAAAUUUGUGCGUUGAGCAGCUCUGAACUGGUUUUACUUUUAAAGCAUUUGCCUGUGGACCUAUCAUCUUUUUUAUAAAAAGGCUAACUGACAAGAGACAGCUGCUAAUUUCCCAGAGCAAGCAUUGCAGACUCACUUUAAUAUGAGAAGCCUAGGCCAGCUUAGGAGUGAUUACUAAGGGACCCCAGUCUUUGCAUUGCAAAGUCUUCUGCUAUACUUUCAUGCUCCCUCCAUUUCCCAUUUUUAAAAUAAGUAGUUACUAAGUUAACUAAUUAUUCUUACAACUUUUGAACAUAACGAAUUAUGAUGUCUAAACAUAUUUUUGUAGAUGUUAUUUAAAUAAUGCAGUGGUAUUGCCUCCUCUUGGCAAUAUCUAAAUUGUGGAUUUUAUUAAUGUUGAAGAUUGUUUGUGGUCUUAAACCACUAAUAACUACUGAAGAGCUCAAUGACUGACAUCUGAAACACUCUGUGCUUGUUUACUUCAGCCCCUAGGAAUACUAUUUCAUGUGCAAGCCUAAUUACAAAGGGCUAAAGUCAAGUAGCAGUGCUACUUACCAGUUGUAAUUAUGUUUUAGAAAUGUACAUAUUCAAACAGAAGUGCCUCAUUUUAGAAAUGAGUAGUGCUGAUGGCACUGGCACAUUACAGUGGAAGUUUAAUACUCAGCGGUAUAUCGUAGUAGCUCUCUCUAUAAAAGCCCAGAUAGUAAAUAAUUAUAGGUCACAUAUUCUUCUAUGUUUGGCCGGUGUGUGUGUGUUUUUUUUUUUUUUUUGAAUGACUGUCUAAAAUAUGUAAAAACCAUGUUUAGCUUGUAGCUGUACAGAAACAGGCCACCAGCUACAUUUGACUCACAAGCCAUUGUUUUCUGAUCACUGAGAUUUGUAUUUUUGUGUAUAGGUAAAUCCUGACAUUCAGCUGUAUUCUGUUUAUAUCAUUAUACAGUGGAUUGUGGAGACCAGAUUCCACAAGUCCUUUUUGAACUCUGAGAGGUAUUUUAGAUCAUUAUUUCAACAGUAUUCUUUCAAAAUGGCACACAUCUUUGUAAAAAGAUCUUGAAGUGUAAAUAGUGUGUGUUCUGUAAGAAUUAUGUAUUUCAAAAAUUGAGGUCUCAUAAAAAGUUACAUUUUG